Molecule: messenger RNA, 718 nt
Organism: Mesoplodon densirostris (Blainville's beaked whale)
Lineage: Eukaryota; Metazoa; Chordata; Mammalia; Artiodactyla; Ziphiidae
Gene: JPT1
Product: Jupiter microtubule associated homolog 1
Exons: 5
Coding region: 129-599 (156 amino acids)
Cellular component (GO): nucleus
Source: RefSeq, a predicted model, not a curated record
GCUGGCAAACAGCGGUGGAAGCUUUUGCAGCGGUCGCCGGUUCUGGGCUGCGGUGGUACUCUACGCUCCUCAGAGCUGACCCUUUCAGCGCUCCGCUCCCGCGCCAGCCUACCUCGCUCCUCGGCGCCAUGACCACCACCACCACCUUCAAGGGCGUCGACCCCAACAGCAGGAAUAGCUCCCGGGUUUUGCGGCCUCCAGGUGGUGGAUCCAAUUUUUCAUUAGGUUUUGAUGAACCAACAGAACAACCUGUGAGGCGGAACAAAAUGGCCUCUAGCAUCUUUGGGACACCCGAGGAAAAUCCCCCUUCCUGGGCCAAGUCGGCAGGUGCCAAGUCUUGCGGUGACCGGGAAGAUUCUGAGUCAUCUGGACCCCAGAGAAGUAACUCUUCUGAAGCAAGCCCUGGAGACUUCUUAGAUCUGAAGGUCCAGGGAGAAGGUGAUGUUCAUGAAAACGUAGACACAGACGUGCAGGCCAGCCUGGGGCAGAGCGAGGAGAAGCCUGUGCCCGCAGCCCCUGUGCCCAGCCCAGUGGCACCGGCGCCCGUGCCAUCCCGGAGAAACCCCCCUGGUGGCAAGUCCAGCCUCGUCCUGGGUUAGCUCCGUCUGCCCUGAACUCUGUCGUUUCGUUUCUUUGUUUUCUCCAUGCUUGUGAACUGCACAACUUGAGCCUGACUGUACAUGUUUUGGAUUUGUUUCAUUAAAAAAGAAGCACUUUA